Eurypyga helias (sunbittern) is the source of this 969-nucleotide messenger RNA. RefSeq names its product solute carrier family 25 (mitochondrial carrier: glutamate), member 22 (gene SLC25A22). Lineage: Eukaryota; Metazoa; Chordata; Aves; Eurypygiformes; Eurypygidae. Gene Ontology annotation, molecular function: L-aspartate transmembrane transporter activity; L-glutamate transmembrane transporter activity. The transcript has 9 exons. Gene Ontology annotation, biological process: L-glutamate transmembrane transport; malate-aspartate shuttle; aspartate transmembrane transport. The record is from RefSeq and is a predicted model, not a curated record. The coding region runs from base 1 to 969 and encodes 322 amino acids.
AUGGCUGAUAAACAGAUCAGUUUACCUGCCAAGCUGAUCAAUGGAGGGAUAGCUGGGCUGAUCGGGGUCACCUGUGUAUUUCCCAUUGACCUGGCAAAAACUCGCCUGCAGAACCAGCAGAAUGGCCAGCGGAUGUACACCAGCAUGUCUGACUGCCUCAUUAAAACAAUUCGGUCGGAAGGCUACUUCGGCAUGUACAGAGGGGCUGCAGUGAACCUGACUCUAGUGACACCAGAAAAGGCUAUCAAACUGGCAGCCAAUGACUUCUUCCGGCAUCAUCUCUCCAAAGACGGGAAAAAGCUGACACUGCUGAGGGAGAUGCUGGCGGGCUGUGGCGCGGGUACCUGCCAGGUGAUUGUCACCACUCCCAUGGAGAUGCUCAAAAUCCAGCUGCAGGAUGCGGGGCGAAUUGCGGCACAGAAGAAGCUGAUGGCAGCGCAGGCCCAGCUCUCCUCUUCCUCCGCGCUGGGGGCGGCGGAACCAGCGGUGGAAACGCGCACCACAGCAACACAGAUAACGAGGGAGCUGCUGCGGAGCAAAGGCAUCGCGGGACUCUACAAGGGCCUGGGAGCCACGCUGCUAAGGGAUGUCCCAUUCUCCAUUGUUUACUUCCCGCUGUUUGCAAACCUGAACAAGCUGGGCCAGAAGGACCCCAGUGCCAAGGCUCCGUUCUACGUGUCCUUCCUCUCCGGGUGUGUGGCCGGCAGCACGGCUGCGGUGGCUGUCAACCCUUGCGAUGUGAUCAAAACGCGGCUGCAGUCCUUGCAGAGAGGAGUGAACGAGGACACCUACUCAGGGAUCCUGGACUGCACCAAGAAGAUCUGGCAGAAGGAAGGGCCCAUGGCCUUCCUGAAAGGAGCAUACUGCCGAGCCCUGGUCAUUGCUCCUCUCUUCGGCAUCGCACAAGUCGUCUACUUCAUUGGCAUUGCGGAGUUCCUGCUGGACAUGCUCCCCAAGCACCGGGCCUAG